Messenger RNA from Phaethon lepturus (White-tailed tropicbird), 2452 nucleotides. RefSeq names its product collagen alpha-1(IV) chain-like. The record is from RefSeq and is a predicted model, not a curated record. The annotation marks the transcript as partial. The transcript has 26 exons. Lineage: Eukaryota; Metazoa; Chordata; Aves; Phaethontiformes; Phaethontidae.
AUGCAGGGAGAAAGAGGCUUGCCUGGACUACAGGGUGUGAUUGGGUUUCCUGGAAUGCAAGGACCUGAAGGUCCUCCUGGGCCACCAGGGCUUAAGGGUGAUACUGGAGAACCAGGACUGCCAGGAACGAAGGGAACAAGAGGUGAAAGAGGUCCAGUAGGUCCCCCAGGUUUACCAGGACUGACUGGGAGCAUAGGAGACCCAGGUGAAGUGAUUGGUCUUUUACCUCCUAGUGUGCUAAAAGGUGAUAAAGGCUUUCCUGGCCAACCUGGACUACCUGGUCCACCUGGAACACAAGGGUUUCAGGGACCAAUGGGGCCACAAGGACCUCCAGGAGAGCCAGGUCCCCCAGGGCCACCAGGACUCCCAGGCGACAAGGGCUACAUGGGCUUGGGCUUUCAGGGUCCCAAAGGUGAAAAGGGAGAACAAGGAGUAAGGGGCCCCCCAGGCCCCCCAGGCCCAGCACCACAUGUGAAAGAAAAAGGGAGUGAAAUCAUAAGGGGAGAAAAGGGAAAACCUGGAAAAGAUGGUGAACCAGGACUAAAAGGAGAACCCGGUUUGCCUGGUGGGUUUGGGAUUCCAGGACGACCUGGGGAGCCUGGUGUGAAGGUUAUAGAUCCUGGACCAGUAGAUAGCUUUGGUGAAAAAGGAGAGCCUGGAGUUUCAGGUUUGCCUGGACUGAAGGGUCAAAAAGGUGAAAAAGGUCGACCGCUUCCAGACAGAAUAGGAUCACCUGGUGUCCCUGGAGAGAGAGGUGAAAAAGGUGAAAAGGGUUCUCCAGGAUUCCCGUUACCCGGACCUCCUGGAAGAGAUGGUUUCCCGGGUCCCCCGGGGUUGCCUGGCCCACCAGGUCCUCCAGGCAAAACAGAUGGAAUUGAUCAAUGCCAGCAGGGAGAACCUGGUGCACCAGGUAGUCCUGGACCUCCAGGAAGAGAUGGAUUUCCAGGAGAGAUGGGAGAGAAAGGUGACAAAGGUGAAUCCUGUGCCUUGUGUGAUAAAGUAGGACCUCCUGGACUUCCAGGACCACAAGGGCCGCCAGGUCCAGCAGGUUUUCCAGGCCAGUCAGGUUUCAAGGGUGACAGAGGCUUACCUGGACUUGAUGGCCUUCCAGGGGUACCUGGGCCCCCCGGCACUCCAGGACUUAUGGGCAGCCCUGGGGCAAAAGGAGAACCAGGAGAUUUUUCUUAUGAUUCUAUCCUGAAAGGUGAAAAGGGAGAUCCUGGUUUCCCAGGACAACCGGGUACUCCUGGAAGAGAAGGGAGACCCGGAAAAGAUGGAUUGCCAGGUCCCCAGGGUCCGAAAGGAGCAUCGGGUACAGCUGGCUUGAAAGGAGAACGUGGUCCCCCUGGCCAACCUGGAUUCCCUGGAGUACGUGGUGAAAGAGGUUUUCCUGGCCCUCCUGGGAUAGGCACUGCAGGUUUACCUGGUGACAAAGGAGACAGAGGCUUUGCUGGAACCCCAGGUUUACCAGGCCUUCCAGGAGCGAAGGGCGAAGCAGGGCGAACCGUACCACUCCCCGGACCUCCUGGGGCGGAUGGCCUUCCUGGGCCACCUGGUUUCCCUGGACCCCAAGGUGACAAAGGGAAUCCUGGGCUUCCAGGUAGACCGGGCCUGCCAGGAGAGAAAGGUGCUGUUGGGCAGCCAGGUAUAGGGUUCCCUGGACCUCCAGGACCCAAAGGUUUCCAAGGUCAGCCUGGCUCGCCUGGUCUGCCAGGGACUCCGGGAACUCCUGGUCUGGAUGGUUUGCCAGGUGUACCAGGUUUACAAGGUCAAAAAGGUGAACCUGGUGUAGGUCUCCCUGGCCCUAAGGGAUUGCCAGGCCCCCCGGGCCCAGCUGGCAUCCCUGGAGAGAAGGGAAAUCCAGGACUGCCUGGCUUACGUGGCGAGCAGGGCUUUCCGGGCAUACCUGGACAGCAAGGAUUCAGAGGCGACCCCGGCCUCCCAGGACUGCAAGGCUUGCAGGGCCCUCCGGGUGCACCAGGGCUGGGCCCACAGGGAUCGCCGGGACCCGCUGGGCAGCCGGGACCCCAGGGACCGCCAGGAUUUCCUGGAAUAAAAGGAGAAAGGGGCUUCCCUGGUGUCCCAGGUCUAGAUAUGCCAGGACCAAAAGGGGAUAAAGGUAGCCAGGGCCAGCCCGGAGUACCAGGCUCUGUGGGGUUACCUGGCUUGCCGGGUCCGCAGGGGGCCGUUGGACUGAAAGGAUCAGCAGGAGCCAAAGGAGAAAUGGGAGUUAUGGGAACUCCUGGAUUGCCAGGAACUCCUGGACCAGUUGGAGAUCGAGGGUUGCCUGGUGAAAAAGGUAGCCAAGGUUUCAAAGGUGUAAUUGGACCACAGGGUGAUCCUGGUGUCAAAGGAGAUAAAGGUGAAGCUGGUCUCCCAGGAAAACCUGGAACGAUGGACAACAUGGACAUGGUUAGUCUCAAAGGCCAAAAGGGAGAUCAAGGAGAAAAAG